UUUAGAUUUCUCCAGCUCGAGAAGCAAGCAAACACAACAACCAAAACCGGAAACGCCUGCCUUCGCCAUGCCUGCCCCAACACUUCCACGCGGCCCCUACCUUCUCCUUUUUCCCAAAGACGUUGAGGGCGCCAUCGACACACCAGCGUAUGCCAUGGUGAAAAGUUCUCGUGAGGCUACAGCAACUGUCAUCUUGGACGGUGACAAUGACGACAAAGAGAAACUGGUGAAGGUUCCGAGGACCAAGGCGCUGGCAAGAAAGGUGAACCGAAAUGAUGCGGAACGACAGCGACUAGGGACGUGGAUAAGACAAGCUGUAUGUGUGAAGAGCGACGGUCGCUUCCGUUACGGUCAAGUGACUGGCUACUCGGACAACCGUCUUACAAUCUGCACCCUAUCUGGACCGAUAGAAGGCAACCGCGAUGCUAUCUGCGACACCGUAUACCCAGUCGUGGCACUGAGUAGCCAGGUGGAUCGACUCGCAUACAGGCGAAUGUACUCAAUCUCUGUGCAUCACGUGGUAAACUACGUUUACUUCGUGGAUGGAGGCAAACCAGUACCCAGUCACGUGAAGGCCUCGUUCGGAUCAUCCUUUUGCAAUUCGGUGGGAGACAGUAAAGCUACUGAAAACGUACCGGCUCCGAAUCUAGGUGCGGCACAAACCAACCCGUCCAAUUCGUCCGGAUUCUUUGAUAUCCUACGCGUCGACGACGAUGAAGAAGAAGCCCAUGAGGAGACUCUGCUCGCACAAACCGUGCUCUCAGGAGAAUCUGACAGUAGCCAUCCGCCACGUGUUACCCCUCGAAACCGUUUGCAGCACCCUCGGCAACAGUCGUCGCGGCCUCAUGCUACAACAGGCGACGCGUUCCCAGCCAACUCACACAUUGCCACCCGACUAGCUGAUGCGUCUACAGCAGAGGAAGAAAUACGCGCCUUAAUCGGCAUGCACAAGCCCCACUUACUAUCAUACCACCUUUCGACCCAAUCAAAUCCAGACUCGUCUUUAAAACGGCCGGAAGCCGUGGACAUCGACGGCUCAGUGACGAAGGGGAACAAAUUCAGCUUCCAACCCUCAGCUGAACAGCGGCGGGUACAUGAGGCGGUCACAGCCGAAGCGCACAGAGCUACCCGGGCAUACGACCUAGAAUUCGGAAGCCGCGGUCUUUCAUUCCUUCACUUCACCCCAGUAAACCAAAUGCUGCGACUCCGACGACAGCGCGACAGCUUUAUCAACAUGAGCGAUUUUUCAGUGUCAGCAAAGUUCUUGGCUGCUCCAGAUCCUUCCUCAUGGGAAGACGUUCUUGCUGGCGCAAAUGGAUUACAACAAUACUGUAUCGCACAUUGUGAUCCAGUGACGCAACAUCUCGGAACCACCCUCUACAACUUUGUCGUGGAGCUUAAAGCCCGUCAAUUAUGGCCACAUGACAUGCUGCUAACGCUGGUGCUGUGGAUUGACGCCCAGCUUGGACGGUAUCGCAGCGCAGUGAUCAGAGAAAUCGACGCUGCGUCAUCCACACGAUUCAUGAUACCAGCACAGUUCACACCUAACAAUGUCGAACUCCAUGGACUAUUACUUGCUGAGCAGAGGAAUCAAAUCGACGCGAUUCGACAAUCCUCGGGGAACCACGCGACUCAAACGUCAAAUACUUCGCGCCAACCACGCAGCCAACGCAACGCGGCCAACAGCACGAAAAAGGAGCCAAGCGACAACUACCCCCCCCCACUUUCUCAACAGGAUGGAAAAGAAGUCUGCCUUAAGUUCAUCUCAAAGAAAGGGUGCACGUCCGGCGAUCAGAACGUGUGUAUCUUUGCCAGUAGAGCGCACUUCUACCCAGCGGCCAUUUCCGACCAACUGCGCAACUAUCUUCGCCGAAAGUUUGGUGGUGUUCACAGCAAGUACAACUCGGUCGACGUGGCUCAGUUCGAGCCGCUGCGAAGCAUACCAAGUCGGCGGCCCAGCGCACGUCGUACCAGUUCGGUCGACGUGGCUCAGUUCGAGCCACUGCACAGAAAGACAAUCGAGCAGUCCGACGCAGGUAAUACCAGUGCCGUCGACGACUCAAGUGCGGCUGGCCGAGAUCGGCACCUCAACGCAGGUUGCAUCGGAUUAGGCAUUUCACCACCAGCUAGCUUCCCACUGCGAAACAAUAAGCGGCAAUGGCAACUCAACAAAGAGAAUCAGCGGGUGGUAACUGCAAUGGCGCUGGAUCACGGAAUGAGUCUUCACAACAUCGUCGGAAUAGUGCGCGGACAAACCAAGAGCGAUUAUCGGCCGAACAAAGCGUUGUGCCCCUCACGACUCGGCAAGUUGCUUGAUGGCUACAAAUAUAAAGAUCUACUGAUCAAGAUUGCACGUGAGGGCUCGAAGAAUCGUGGCGUGCCGUAUCAAACACAAGGAUGCAGUGGUCAAAAUUAUGAAAGGAAAAGCGCUCGAACGGGUCAAAACGAUGCAACGCCAGCAGUAUACCACACGAACCCAAUUGCAGCAGCUUCUCGGCAGUCUACGGCACGUCUGCUAGUGCUUAAGAGCGGCAAAACCAUUUUACCAGCGCCUUCAAACGAAGGUCGUCUCCAAAAACUACCUCUUGCCAUUUUCACCAACGACCAACCAGUGGAUGUUCAUCUGUACAUGGACGCUAGCAACUACGGCCUCGCAGUACUAAACCCUGUUACCAAACAGUACAUUCAACUUCAGUUCGAUCAAGAAGAGAAAGACCUGAUCCACACAUCGACAGGCAGUGACGGAUUCAACAUUAACGUCAGAGAGCAGCUGUGUACAGCUCUUGCUGCGUGGAUAUUCGGCCCGACGUGGUCUACAUCGCCAGUGGUUCUUGUCAAAGCAUGGUCCGACAACACGUCAGCAGUAUCUUGGACCAACAAGCUAGCGAGCUCUAAUCAAAUGGGUCAAGAAAUUAAUCGUGCGAUUGGGCUAGCAGAGGCUCUCUUCGGCUUUCGUAUGAGCUGCGGUCACCUCCCGGGUUCAAUCAACAUUAUGGCGGAUGCUGGGUCACGUGCUUGGUCCCCACCUCAUGAUAGAAUCUGGUCUAACCUUUCCUUUCAAUGGCAGCAGAUCCCCGUUCCGCCCAAUCUCCGCAAAAUCUACAAGACCUUCUCAGACAACUUCAAUCGCAAGCAUUGGCCCCGGGAUCAAGACCGAAGUACGCAUCCACGUGGAAACGAUGGUCAGAGUGGUCCUCCUCCCACGGUUUCGACAAGUGGCUACCCGCAGAUGCGCAACAACAUUCGCUACAGCUUGCCCUAUUUGCCAUCCACUACUGGUACUCAACCACGACAACGACAGGAAAUCCACUAUCCACGAACACCGUGCUGUUCGCCAUUAGCCAUAUCUCGUGGUAUCAUAUGCGAGAACGAGGUUACUCGGUUGGCCUCGACGCAGGACACAAGUUGGCUGUGCGCGGGAUGCAAAGGAUGUCUCCACCGUCAAGACAAAAACAACCAGUCACGCGCAAAAUCCUCCAAGAACUUCGUUCACGCUGCAACUUCAAAUCAACCCACGAUCGCGUGCUAUGGGGGGGCUGCGGUCAUGGGCUUUUUCUUCUUGCUCAGGCGAUCCGAAUAUCUCGCCGACGGCAAACGAAUCAAACCAUACAUCAUUCGCACGAACGACGUCAAGUUCUUAAACAAGGAAGGCCUUAUUACGGAGUCACUUAAAUGUGCUGUGGCAGUGUCCAUACACUUUCGGGGUAGUAAAACCGACCAAGCCGGCUCCGGAACGUCAAGAACACUGCAUAGGUCUGGAUCAACGUGGCUGUGUCCGGUUUUGGCUACCUGGGAGCUUGUACAGAUCACAAAACGCUUCGAGAGUAACUCUGUGUUGUGCUCGACGAGUCCUGGAAGAACUCUCACCGCCAAUGCACUGGGCGACGCUAUUAAGACUGCUGCAGCAUCAGUCGGCGCUGACCCAUCCCAGUUUGGAACACACUCAAUGAGAAGUGGCAGAGCAACGGCUCUCUUCGCAGCCGGCACCGACAGACUCACUAUAAAGCUCUUUGGUCGUUGGUCCUCAGACGCGUUUGAACUAUACACAAGAAUGAACGACACAGUCUCCGAGUCUCUAUCGCAGCGAAUGACGAAGGGUGCCAUGUUUCGUGUUAGCCCGGCUACACCGGAGGGGCUUCAUCCAGCUCAACAUUCCUGA
This is a messenger RNA of Phytophthora infestans T30-4, 4159 nucleotides long. RefSeq lists its product as uncharacterized. Lineage: Eukaryota; Oomycota; Peronosporomycetes; Peronosporales; Peronosporaceae. The transcript is spliced from 7 exons. Gene Ontology annotation, biological process: DNA integration; DNA recombination. Bases 68 to 4159 code for a protein of 1363 amino acids. Gene Ontology annotation, molecular function: DNA binding. The record is from RefSeq and is a predicted model, not a curated record.